Messenger RNA from Centruroides sculpturatus (bark scorpion), 387 nucleotides. RefSeq lists its product as uncharacterized. The record is from RefSeq and is a predicted model, not a curated record. Lineage: Eukaryota; Metazoa; Arthropoda; Arachnida; Scorpiones; Buthidae. The coding region runs from base 61 to 387 and encodes 108 amino acids. The transcript has 4 exons.
CAAGUUGCAGGAAUCGCUUCAUAAUUCCUCAGCAUCUAACAGGAGAAAAGGACAGCAGGAAUGAUUUACAUCUUUUUAAUUUCUUUGAUGUGUGUUGUGUUCGAAGUUAAUGCUUACAAAGCUACAAUCAGAGUUCCUAAAGUUGACGGAAAAUGCGAGAUUAAUGGGAAAUUGUUUAAACCUAGAGAAGAAUAUAUGAAUGAACAAAAGUGUGAAGUAUGGACUUGCUUGAAAAAAUCACCGAGAAGAAAGGGAAAAGUCGAUAAGGAACAUGCUCUCGUCGAUGUAUCAGGAUGCGGGACAGCAACGAUGUCGUACGGUAAUGGUACUGAAUGCAGCUAUAAAAUAACAACAGGAAAUAUCCGGAUUGCUGUUUUGGAGAAUUAG